AUGCGUGGGCGCAUUUUUGUGAGGGAAGAGGGCGCUUUUGCUGUAUUGUGUGAGCUGCCCUCGGCUGUGGACCCUCUACAGGUUCCAGGCACGAUAGCAGUGGAUGAUGGUGAGUGGAAGGUAAUAACCACUGGGAGCCAGCCCUCACCAGCCCCUACUGCUGAUGUAGAGUUUUUAAAGAAAAUGUCAAACUUUUUGGGGAAAGAGGGAAAAACUUUGGCUGAUAUGCCGGGUCUGUUGGGCCUUAAGCCGAGAGCCCCACAACAGGAGACUGCUCCUUCACCUGAUGAGUGGGUGAAGGCUUUGGGGCAAGCAUUAGGGAAGGUCAUGCCACCCCACCCCGAGUCAAGCCCCUAUCGUAAACUGAGGUUGUUUUCUGGGGGUCCCACCCCAAUACCUGGGGAGGAAGCAUUUGAACCCUGGCUGGAGCACACCACAGAGAUGCUGCAGGAGUGGGCGGUGCCUGAGGCUGAAAAGAGAAGGCGACUGGUAGAGUGUCUCAGGGGGCCAGCUCUAGAUGUGAUUCGCACCCUGAAACUCGGUAACCCUGGGGUCAAGGUGAGGAACUGCCUAGAGGCCCUGGACCAUGCCUUUGGGAAAACUGAGGGUUCAGAGGAUGUUUAUUGCAAAUUCCUCAAUGCCAGGCAACAAAAGGGAGAGAAGGUUUCUGCCUAUGUCCAAAGAUUGGAGAAAUUAUUACAGAGAGCCAUCAUGAGGGGAGCAGUAGCCGUUGAGCAAAUGAACCGGACUAGAUUGGCUCAGAUUGUGAAAGGAAUUCAAUAUCAGAACCCAAUCCUUCUCCACCUUCGAUUAAGGGAACGGCAAGAUAAUCCACCAAGUUACUCUCGCCUAAUAAAAGAGGUCUGA
Molecule: messenger RNA, 867 nt
Organism: Gopherus evgoodei (Goodes thornscrub tortoise)
Lineage: Eukaryota; Metazoa; Chordata; Testudines; Testudinidae
Product: paraneoplastic antigen Ma1 homolog
Exons: 1
Coding region: 1-867 (288 amino acids)
Source: RefSeq, a predicted model, not a curated record